UCAAUUUUUCCCAUUAUUUUCACAAAAUAGGAUCUUCGCAAAGUGAUGCAACCUGUAGUCAUGUGAACACAAAAUCAAAAUGAAGACGCAAUUCAAGAUCACAGCACAUGGUUUUUUUGGCAAUGCACAAAGUGGUAGUACAUGGAGUUUGUAUAUAUAUAUAUAAAGUUCAUCGGCCACCAGAAUCAGAAAAACCAAACCACACCCAAUUCUUCAAUUUCUCCAAUUUUCUUCCUUCUUCCCAAUCUUCGACUCCCAGAAAAUGAACUACUCAAUCCAAACCCCCCUUCUUCUUCUUCUUCUUCAUAUUGUUUUCUUCAAUGUGCAAACCCAAUCCCAAAGCACUGAUCUAAUAUCCAAAACAUGCAAGAAAACACCCCACUUUGACCUUUGUCUCUCGUCUCUCCAAUCAAGCCCUCAGAGCUCAAACUCAGACAUUUCAGGCUUGGCUCACAUAAUGGCUGAUCUUGUUCUGUCCAAUGCAACUGAUACACUGGAUUACAUCCAUGGCCUACUCAAGCAAUCCCCAGAAGAAGAUUUGCAGAAGCCUUUGGCAAACUGUGCAGAGUUGUACAUUCCAGUGGUGAAGUACACUCUCCCACAGUCAAUUGAUGCUCUCAGUAAUGGUCAUUAUGGGUUUGCCAACUACGGCAUUUCUGAUGCCGCGAAGGAAGCUGAGGCUUGUGAGAAGGGGUUUUCCGGGGAGUCGCCGUUGACAGAUAGGAACACUCUUGUGAGCAGCCUCGCUGAAGUAGCUGUGGCUAUCAUCAAGUUGGUGCAGGGAUGAUUUUGGCCGUGGCAGAUCAGCAUAUGUUCAUUAGUCAUCAAUAUCAUGUACUAGUAUUUAUUGCGUUCCUUGUGUAUUCUUAGUUCAGAUAUUUGUACUCGUAGCAGAAGUUUCAGCCACUGAAAUUAGAGUUUCUGAUCUCUUUAUGUUCUA
Messenger RNA from Rosa rugosa (rugosa rose), 940 nucleotides. RefSeq names its product cell wall / vacuolar inhibitor of fructosidase 1. The transcript has a single exon. Gene Ontology annotation, molecular function: enzyme inhibitor activity. Lineage: Eukaryota; Viridiplantae; Streptophyta; Magnoliopsida; Rosales; Rosaceae. The record is from RefSeq and is a predicted model, not a curated record. Bases 263 to 787 code for a protein of 174 amino acids. Gene Ontology annotation, biological process: negative regulation of catalytic activity.